This is a messenger RNA of Cotesia congregata, 1926 nucleotides long. NCBI's taxonomy places the organism in Eukaryota, Metazoa, Arthropoda, Insecta, Hymenoptera, Braconidae. The record is from the annotation of a GenBank genome assembly.
AUGGAAAAUAAUAAGAAGGUUUCCAAGAUGCAAAUAAUGCAGCCAUGGCCUUUGUGUCUGGUAUCAUCGAAAAAUCCGGGGAAAUCAGCGCAUACAAAAUACUAUCCGUGGGUUCCGUCCCUGGUACAAUCAUCGGAGUCAUCUAUGAACGAGGAUUGUUCGUCGAACACAACAUUAUUAACAAACGCAAGUCCCUUCAACAGCCAGCAGGCCCUUUUAACCCAGAAGAAAAAACCAUCAAUCACAAUAACAAAGAACAAGAAUUACGAUCUUGCACAAUCAGAAUCGCAUUAUUACACCGAAAACUUGAAACGCGAAAGCGAGUUACAGCAGAAAGUAUAUAAUCCUGAGAACAAGGACAUUAUUCUGGUGGACUACAAAUUUUUGGAGCCCUUAAUAAUGGAGAACAGCGUCGCAAUAGAAGAGCAAGAUGUUCUGAUGAGCAACCACAAAGAUGGAGAUGACAUUGGUCUUAAAAGAACGGAUUCAUUGUCCCGCACUCCCAAAAAAAAAGAAUCUGAGGAUAUGUUCCGGUACAGCUCUCAGGUCUUUGCAGCAUUUGCGGUAUCAAUUGCUUCAUUGCUGAUCGGAUUUUCGAGUUCUUACACAUCGCCGGCAUUGCCGUCUAUGAAACAAUUGAAAUCAUUCGAACUUGAUAGUAAUAUGGAAUCAUGGAUUGGUUCAAUAAUGCCUUUAAGCGCUUUAAUCGGUGGAAUAAUGGGUGGUCCAUUGAUUGAAUACAUCGGCAGAAGAAACACUAUUUUAUCGACAGCAAUCCCAUUUAUGGCAGCCUGGUUAUUCAUAGCAACAGCAACGAAUGUCUGGUUAGUGCUAAUGGGUCGUGCGUUGAGUGGUUUCAGCGUAGGCAUAAUAUCACUUGUUUUGCCGGUUUACCUUGGAGAAACCCUGCAGCCAGAAGUACGUGGUGUCUUGGGAUUACUGCCAACAGCAUGCGGUAAUAUCGGAAUAUUGAUCUGCUUCACAACUGGAAUGUACUUAAAUUGGUCCAUACUUGCAUUCUUCGGUGCCUGUAUACCAAUAAUAUACUUUUUAUUGGGAUUACUGAUCCCCGAGACACCAAGAUGGUACGUGUCGAAAGGUAAAACAAAGCGAGCACGCAAAGCCCUGGAAUGGUUGCGUGGAAAAUCAGUGGACGUUACUGAAGAAUUGGCUGCCGUUGAAAAAACUCAUCUUGAAAGUGAAAAAGAAUCUUCCACCAGCUCGGUCGGUGAAUUGUUCAAGCCAAACCACAUCAAGCCUCUCAUGAUUUCAAUAGGGCUCAUGUUUUUCCAACAAUUUUCUGGUAUCAACGCCGUUAUAUUCUACAGCACCAAAAUAUUUGAAGAAUCCGGCAGCUCUAUUGACAAAAGCAUCAGUUCAAUUAUCAUUGGCGUUGUUAACUUUGUUGCAACAUUUAUGGCAACUGCUGUUAUUGAUCGGUUGGGCAGAAAAAUUCUCCUUUACAUCAGUAGCGUUGUAAUGAUUAUAACAUUGAUGACGCUUGCUACUUUCUUGUACUUAAAAGACAGUCACUUUGAUGUUUCUAACUUUGGCUGGUUACCAUUAGCUUGUAUUAUUAUUUACAUUAUCGCAUUUUCAAUGGGUUUUGGACCAAUACCCUGGCUGAUGAUGGGUGAAAUAUUACCCGCUAAAAUCCGUGGUGGUGCUGCUAGUAUAACCACUGGUUUUAAUUGGUUCUGCGCGUUUCUGGUUACAAAAACUUUCCAGAAUAUAAUAGAAUUAAUGAAAAUAACCGGGGCCUUUUGGAUGUACGGUGGUAUUUGUGUACUUGGGUUAUUAUUUGUAAUAUUAUUUGUACCAGAAACAAGUGGGCGCUCGUUGGAAGAAAUCGAAAAGAAAUUAAGGGGACCAGUUAGAAGAAUGAGCGCCGUUGCAAAUAUGAGGCCUAUGCCUACAGCGUGUUAG